AUGUGCGGGAGUCUCUACUCCAUUUUAAAAGCCCUGGAUCAGCACAUUAUGCAGCACCAGGUCGAGCAUCAAACCAAAUUCGCAUCCCAGCUACAAGCCAUUGGCGCCCCAAAUCGACGUCUCCGGAUCGCCAGCGACGCCGAGCAACUCAUCCCUCCCGAAUCACAGGCCCUCCCGAAAAAAGCGAUGGCCAUCUUCCGUCACUCGAUAGCGCCGCUCCGCGCGGUGCGAUGCGCCCGCCAGCCCGCCGCCGCCGCCGCACGCAGCUUCUCUGUCAGCGCCAACCGACGUGGCGGCGGUCACGGCAGUGAGUCCCAGUUCGAGCCCCCCAGCGGCUGGCUCUGGGGCAUUAAGCCUGGCGAGAAGCCCGAGCCCGAGGGCUGGGAGUGGCCAAUGUAUUUCUUUUGCGGCAGUUUUGUCGUUGCCGGCGUGGCCCUUGCUUUCAAGCCCGACACGAGCGUCUCGACCUGGGCUCUUGAGGAGGCUCGCAGAAGAUUAGAAGCUGAGGGUGUCUUGCCCGACCCCACGGCGUCCCAAGAGAAGAAGUGA
Messenger RNA from Beauveria bassiana ARSEF 2860, 549 nucleotides. RefSeq names its product NADH:ubiquinone oxidoreductase 11.6kD subunit. The record is from RefSeq and is a predicted model, not a curated record. The coding region runs from base 1 to 549 and encodes 182 amino acids. Lineage: Eukaryota; Fungi; Ascomycota; Sordariomycetes; Hypocreales; Cordycipitaceae. The transcript has 3 exons.